Messenger RNA from Lolium rigidum, 3193 nucleotides. Its product is annotated as sphingoid long-chain bases kinase 1-like. NCBI's taxonomy places the organism in Eukaryota, Viridiplantae, Streptophyta, Magnoliopsida, Poales, Poaceae. Gene Ontology annotation, biological process: sphingosine biosynthetic process. The record is from RefSeq and is a predicted model, not a curated record. Gene Ontology annotation, cellular component: membrane; intracellular membrane-bounded organelle; cytoplasm. Bases 340 to 2601 code for a protein of 753 amino acids. Gene Ontology annotation, molecular function: kinase activity. The transcript has 9 exons.
UCUUUCCUCUUCUUCUUCUUCCUCUCCCGAGUCCUGACCUACCCAAGCUCGGCUCUCUCCAACCGGACCGCUGUGCCCUAGAGCUGCCGCCGUCGUCACCCCUCGACGCCUCGCUCCCUCCGCCUUCCACGCGCGUCGCCGCCAUCGCCGUUCCCGUUCCACCUCGCCCCGUCCCUGCUGUGUCUGGACCCCUUGCGCAAUUUUGGCCAUUGGUUCUUGAGGCUCAGUCAUAACUGUCUACCCAUGAGCUUUGGAGAAUGAUGCCUUUGACGUUGUAGGCUUUCCUUAACAUGUAGUUCCAGUGUUAUUCUUGCACUGGGUUUUUCUUAGAAGACGGAGAUGCAGAAGUCUGACCAUCACGAGCAGAAUCUUACUUCACCAAGGGGACUCAUCCAUAAAGUGCUUCGUCGUACGAAUAGCAGGCGAUCUCCAACUGCAACAGAGCAAGACUCUCCCCCUGUAUUUCCUGAAACAAGCAACGCUAAAUUCUUAAAGCAAAAGAAUACAGAAGACACAAUCAAGGAUCCAGAGAAGGCAAUCACGCAUGAUAACCGAAUUGAAGAUGAGAAGUCCGAUUUAUUAGGAUACGAAGUUUGUUCUGGGAAGCUUACAUUAGAUAACAAAGGUAAAAGCGUUUCAGGCGAACAAUCUGGAUCAAGCUCUAGUGGCAAUUGCUUUGAUGCUAGGCUCACCACUGAAGCCUUAGUAUGGGGUUCUAACAUCCUGAAGCUUGAGGACAUUGUAUCUGUGUCAUACAAUUCUGGGCUCCGGCAUUUCACUGUGCAUGCAUGCCCUCUUGAAAAAAGAUCCAAUGGACUUUCCUGUUUUAUGAAGCCUAGAAGAAAUCAAAAGGACUUGCGUUUCCUAUCCACUACUCCACAUGAGGCCUUUCGGUGGAUUAAUGGUUUUGCAGAUCAACAAUGCUAUGUUAAUCUGUUACCACACCCCAUGGCAUCUAGCAAGAAGCAUUCGUCUGAACUCAUUCCAUUUGAUGCCAUGCUUGAUCCUUAUGUUAAAUGUCGGUCUCCACCAAAGAUACUUGUGAUCCUGAAUCCUCGAUCUGGACAUGGCAGAUCUAGCAAAGUUUUCCAUGGGAAAGUGGAGCCUAUAUUUAAGCUUGCAGGUUUCAAGAUGGAAGUGGUCAAAACUACACAUGCCGGUCAUGCAAAAUCUCUUGUAUCAACUAUUGAUUUUAGUACAUGUCCAGAUGGAAUUGUAUGUGUCGGUGGAGAUGGAAUUGUUAAUGAGGUGCUUAAUGGUCUUCUGUGCAGAGAUGAUCAAAAUGAGGCAGUUUCUGUUCCAAUUGGUAUAAUACCUGCAGGGUCUGACAACUCACUUGUUUGGACAGUCUUGGGUGUUAAAGAUCCAAUAUCUGCAGCAUUGUCGAUUGUCAGGGGAGGUUUUACACCUAUUGAUGUUUUUUCCGUUGAAUGGAUUCAGAGUGGGACUACUCAUUUUGGCACAACUGUCUCAUAUUUCGGUUUUGUUAGCGAUGUUCUUGAACUUUCAGAGAAAUACCAGAAGCGUUUUGGUCCUCUCCGUUACAUUGUAGCUGGUUUUCUUAAAUUCCUGUGCUUGCCCAAGUACAGUUUUGAACUGGAGUAUCUUCCAAUAUCGGAUGCUGAUGGUGCUGAGCGUAAAACUGUGGAGGGGCUAGAAAAGGUUGAUGCAUCAGACCUCUAUGAUGAUGUAGUUCAGAGGUCGAGAGCUGAAGGUUUACCACGUGCCUCAAGUUUAUCUAGCAUCGAUUCAAUCAUGUCUGCAAGCAUAAUGUCUGGGGGUGAGCCGGAGGUUUCUAGUCCACGUGCCAAUAAUGAACCCUCUGAACUUAUACGUGCGCUUGAUCCGAAGUCAAAACGCCAGUCUUUAGGGAGGACAAGUACUUUCAAAGAACCAGAAGAAUUGCUCCACCCUCAGGCAUCGACUCCCAGCUGGCGUAGAUCUAAAUCAAAGUCAAGGACAGAAAAGGCAUGGCCUGGUUUAACUGCUACAAAUGAGACCAAGUCUUCUAGGGGUACCACAGCCCAUGAUAAAGAAGACACAUCGUCCACAGUUUCAGAUCCUGGACCUGCGUGGGAUACAGGACCCAAGUGGGAUAUGGAGCCUAAAUGGGAUAAUAAUCAACCUAACUGGGAAUCCGAAACUCCUAUUGAGCUACAUGGUCCAUCUGAUGACAUUGAGCUUGGUCUGACUAAGGAACUAGUGCCAAGCUUAGAUGAAAGAUGGGUCGUUAGAAAAGGGCGGUAUCUUGGUGUAUUGGUAUGCAACCAUUCAUGCAAGACCGUGCAGAGUUUAAGUUCCCAGGUUGUUGCUCCCAAGGCUGAAUAUGAUGACAAUUGUCUGGAUCUGCUGUUGGUUGGUGGAAGUGGGAGGCUGAGGUUAUUAAGAUUUUUGGUGCUCUUGCAGUUCGGAAAACACAUUUCUCUUCCACAUGUGGAAUAUCUCAAGGUAAAAUCCGUUAGACUUAAGGCAGGUCCAAAUACACAUGACGGAUGUGGUAUUGAUGGUGAACUGCUCCAUGUCAAGGGGCAGGUUCGGUGUAGUUUGCUACCUCAGCAAUGUCGUUUGAUCGGCAGGCCAGCCCAAAACGCUGUACAAUAGCUGUAAACACAUUACUCUGCCACCUGCAUCCCCUACGCCUGCCCGGAAUCUUGCACCUGUACAAUUGGCAACGUUGCGGAUUUUCCCCCGCUUCCAGAACAGCCUUGCUCAUAGAUAUCCAUCCACACAGGUCCGGUGGUGUACAUUUGUGCUUGAUGACUAAAAGUGCUGGAGUGUGACAUAUAUCCAAGAAAUGAAGCAUAUCCUGUCUGCAGUGUGUUGUGCAUCUCUCCGCCUUUUCUUCCGCUGAUAUCUAAUCAACUAUAGAGCCAUCAUGAUCAGUGUACUUGCGGGGUGAUUUGGACCAGCAUAGUGGCCACCCCUGGUAUGUGCGGUUGUUUGGAGGUCCCCGUGCCGGCCACUUGAUGCAUUUCACUCCCAUUACGGGGACAAAAACUUGCAAUGCUAUGUCCCUGAUAAGCUUGUAGUGUUUACAGAAAGUGUGAAUAAGAUUUCUAUCAUGUCAGGUUCCCAGUACAGUAUAGGGUUUGAACCAAAAAGGUAGCGAGAGAGGGAAGAUAUUUGCGGUGGUGCUAUCUUUUUCACCUGUAACUCUUGCUUCUUGUGAAGUGUGAUAUAUCGAGUUGUAAUC